Molecule: messenger RNA, 525 nt
Organism: Paramuricea clavata
Lineage: Eukaryota; Metazoa; Cnidaria; Anthozoa; Malacalcyonacea; Plexauridae
Source: the annotation of a GenBank genome assembly
AUGGCGUACGUAAGCUCGAAGGCCAAUGUUGCAUGUAAUUUAUGCACGAAUGCCAGACAAGAGAUGUAUGAAAGGGUUCUCAUUAAUACAGGGAAAAAAGAAUUUGACGUUGCUGCCGAGAUCCAGUCACUUCCUUUCAGUGUUGUGAUUUACAGCAAAUACGCUUGCAGGGCUUGUGUCCAAAAGUUGAAGAAACGUCGGGCAAUUCUCACAACCUUAAAUGAUAUUGAAGGUUUUUUCAGGAAUUCAGCGUACAAAAGAUCAGCAGAUUUAGCAACUAUCGAAGAUCAAGAACCUACGGCUACAGUAUCAAAGAGGAUUUGUGAUGAAGCAACUGAGGUUUCACGUCGAACAUCAUCGCCAAUUCGCUCCAGUACAGGUGACAUUGCAAAUACAAAUAUCAUAACAUGGCCAGUCUCACCAGUUCUACAGAAGCGUGUUAGUAUUAAUGAAACCAGCAGUGAGAGUUUGGUUACAACGAAAACAGAAGUUCGUGUGAAGGUAUUGUUUUUAAUUUUUUUUUAA